Molecule: messenger RNA, 1389 nt
Organism: Topomyia yanbarensis
Lineage: Eukaryota; Metazoa; Arthropoda; Insecta; Diptera; Culicidae
Exons: 2
Coding region: 1-1389 (462 amino acids)
Molecular function (GO): zinc ion binding; nucleic acid binding
Source: RefSeq, a predicted model, not a curated record
AUGGAGUGGGCAAAUGUCAUGCAGCGGUAUCCAGAGGCAAACCUGAAAACCUUUGGAGAAUUUAUGGAUGGAAUGGUGAUUUCAGCAAGCAGAGUGACACUGUACACCGGCGGAAGCUGCAAAAGCGGUUCCGAGGAGAGAACCAAACCGAAGGUUCGAGGAUCGAUAAAUACUCACGCUAGUCGGCCAGAGUCGACGAAUACGGAUGAAAGGAGGUGUUACGUUUGCAAAGGCGUAGGACAUCGUGUACGGGAAUGUCAAACAUUCAAAGCGCUUUCCGUGGACAAUCGGUGGAAGACGGCGCAAAGUCACCAGCUGUGCCGUAGCUGCCUGAACGAGCAUGGCCGUAGGAGUUGUCGCAAUGCCAGCCCAUGCGGAAUCAACGGAUGUACUUUCCGCCACCAUCCUCUGUUACAUUCCAACCGCAGUGACCGAACGUCUGGAGAAACGGUAUCGCGAAAUAUCGAAGCGAAUGGAAAUCAUAUGCAUCACUCCGCAAAUCAAUCGUUGCUGUUUCGUAUCUUGCCAGUGACGCUGUAUGGUCCACGGAAGGACCUUGGGGUUAGUGGCAGUAGUGCCCCACUCUGUAUAACGUGGACAGGCGAUGUUUCGAGAGUAGAACCAGACUCGAAGCAAUUGCAGCUGCUGGUAUCAAGUGCCAAUGAAGGAAAGCGACUGAAACUGAACGAUGUACGCACAGUUAAAAAACUUGCCUUACCUGAGCAAACACUGCGAAUCGGUGAUCUUGAAGAUGAUUUCCAAUAUCUCAAGGGUCUACCGAUAACUGAGUAUGAAAAUGCCAUUCCACGAUUGCUGAUCGGAGUGAAUAAUCUUCAUCUCUCUGUUCCGUUGAAAGUGAAGGAAGGAAGGGUUAAUGAGCCAGUGGCCGUAAAAACUCGUCUAGGAUGGUGCGUGUAUGGAAGGAGUGGUGACAUGGUAGCGAGUUCGUGCAACUUCCAUGCAUGCGGGUGCAACAGCGACCGUAAUCUACACGAGCUGGUGAAGGAUUAUUUCACACUCGAGGAUGUUGGAACGAAACCAGCGGUCGAACUCGUAUCUGCGGAAGACCAACGAGCACUGCUGAUAUUGCAGCAGACCACAGUACGUUCGGAAGAGAGAUAUGAAACGGGGUUACUGUGGAAGUACGACGAUAUCGAGUUUCCAGAAAGCUAUGGAAUGGCACUGCGCAGGCUUGAAUGCCUGGAACGUCGGAUGGCAAGGAAUCCGUCUCUAAGGGAGAAUUUAAACCGACAAAUAGAGGAGUACCAGGAAAAGGGUUAUGCGCACGAAGCUACCGACGAGGAAUUGAAUUCUUUCUCGGUUUCGCCAAUUUGCAGUGGCGCUUUCAGCAGACAUCAAGGAAAUGUUUCACCAAAUAAGAAUCCGUGA